Messenger RNA from Suhomyces tanzawaensis NRRL Y-17324, 1152 nucleotides. RefSeq lists its product as uncharacterized. The transcript has a single exon. The annotation marks the transcript as partial. The record is from RefSeq and is a predicted model, not a curated record. Lineage: Eukaryota; Fungi; Ascomycota; Pichiomycetes; Serinales; Debaryomycetaceae. Gene Ontology annotation, cellular component: mitochondrial inner membrane. Gene Ontology annotation, biological process: inner mitochondrial membrane organization.
GAUAGCAUCAAAGACGUUGAGCAGUUGAUUAGCAACAAGGCGUUGGAAACUGCCGAAUUCAAACCUUUAGGCAAUCCCCAAUCUGUUCUCAGCAUAUCUUCCCCAGCAUCUGUCCCUGUCUAUGUCAGAAGAGGGUCGUUGUUAUCUAUCUACGGGACUGGUGCCAAUUCGUCUGUAUCAUCUGUGAGAAGCACGCUUGAAUUCCUUUCGCCAGUCAGAAGGCUCCUUUAUGGAGGGUAUGCCUCCGCCUACCAGAAGUUAAUAUCAACCUCGCCCUUUUCUAUCUUGGUAUCUUCCAGCUCUAGGACGUUUUCAUUGCUCAAGUCCUCGGAUAACAAGUCGUUUGUGAACUUGAUAUUGGACGGCUCCAACGACUGGGCCAUCCUCAACAAAAGCGCCUUGCAGGUGUACACGGGCAAUUCGUUGAUCAUAUCAUUGCACACCUUGCCAAAGGUCAUUUCCAGAAAGCUCCUCAAAACCUUGGGGUUGAAGGGCACUCAGAACACAGGUCUUUUCAAGUGGACCCAUUCUGGCUAUACAUUAUUGAGUGGAAGAGGACAGGCAGGAUUGGUUGGUAAUGGAUCCAUCUACAAUGUCAAUCUUGCCAAGAACGAAGAGUUAUUGGUCAACAAGAAAAACUUGUUGGGAGUCACUGUCAACGGACCCUUCGAUUUGAGCAACUGCGUGCACAAAUACUCUUUUCCCGUGGCCCCUGUGACUGAGGCGCCCGUAGCCAGCAUAAGUAUCACCAAUAUCCACAAUCGACCCGUUUCCGCUCUUGCGAAGGUCAAGUUAUACGGCAGGGCCAUUGGCUCGUACUUGGCCAAAAUUGGCCAAUUUUUCCGGUUGGGAAAGGGUUACACCUACAACUUCUUGGUAGGAAACCAGGACUUCAUCAAGGUGAUAGGGCCCAGAAGCUUGUUGUUGCAAUCCAGCACAGGCCACCAGCAUGUUGGCAGGGGCAGAAGACCACCCAGAUCGGGCUCGGGAGUUCCUGCCACCACCGAGGUGGUAGUGGAUGAGGUAGAGGUGGUUCCUGAAAGAACUUCCGCAGACUACUUGAAUUACGUGACAGUACAGCCAGGAAAGGGGGUUGUAUUUGAGAGCACCCCCGACUUCAAGGAGACCGUUAAGGCGCUUGAGAAGAAGUAG